CGACGUGUGGACGCUAGGCCUCGCGCCGGAUAGCGUGCCCGGCGAGCGAGAGAAACCAGAAAUCUCUCCCUCCUACGCCCACCGCUCAGCCUCCACCUCUACCCACUGACACCCUCGAUCCACGGAUCCCCGGACCCACAGAUCAGUGAUGUAGAGUAGUGAGUCUUUGGUGGAGAGCUUUUAAAAGUCGCCUCGCCUUCGCUUCUGUUCCGCCAUCUCCAUGCCGCGGCAGGGCGCUGGUGGAAAGUCUUAAAACUCACGGGGAGCAGCCGAAGCUUAGGGAGUCAGGAGACGGGACGCGACGACCGCUCCCCUGCCAUUGUUGAGAGGAGGCGAGGUAGAUCGGUGGGCGUUCGGCGUCGGCUGGCCGCGAUGGACCUGCGCGUCGCCGCCGCACCCGCGGCCGCUGGCGUGCUCGGCGGCGGCGUCGGGCGCAUGCUGCCGCGGCCGAGGCCGUGGGAGCUCCGCAGCGGGAGCAGGCGGCGGAGGCUCUCCGUGCGGAUGUCCGUCGCCACCACCGAGGCCGCCUCCGCCGCGGCCGCCCUGGACGCGUCGGACGACAAGGUGCUGGAGGCGAGGAACGCCAAGACGGUGGUGGCGGUCAUCCUCGGCGGCGGCGCCGGGACCAGGCUCUUCCCGCUCACCAAACGCAGGGCCAAGCCCGCGGUGCCGAUUGGUGGGGCGUACAGGCUGAUCGACGUGCCGAUGAGCAACUGCAUAAACAGCGGGAUCAACAAGGUCUACAUCCUCACCCAAUUCAACUCGGCGUCCCUCAACCGCCACCUCUCCAGGGCCUACGAUUUCAGCAAUGGAGUGUCGUUUGGAGACGGAUUCGUCGAGGUUCUAGCAGCAACUCAGACGCCUGGGUCGGAGGGGAAGAGGUGGUUUCAGGGUACUGCUGAUGCGGUUCGGCAGUUUGGCUGGCUCUUUGAUGAUGCCAAAGCUAAAGAUAUUGAAGAUGUGUUGAUUCUUUCUGGUGAUCACCUCUACCGUAUGGACUACAUGGACUUUGUUCAGAGUCAUCGGCAAAGAAGUGCAGGCAUCAGCAUCUGUUGCUUGCCAAUUGAUGGCAGCCGGGCAUCUGAUUUUGGUCUAAUGAAGAUAGACGACACAGGAAGAGUUAUUUCAUUCAGCGAGAAGCCAAAAGGGGAUGAUUUAAAGGCAAUGCAGGUUGACACCACAGUGCUAGGCUUACCACAGGAGGAAGCAGAAAAGAAACCAUACAUUGCUUCAAUGGGAGUCUAUAUAUUUAAGAAAGACAUACUCCUAAACCUUUUAAGAUGGCGUUUUCCCACAGCAAAUGAUUUCGGAUCUGAAAUAAUUCCCGCUUCAGCAAAAGAAAUCGAUGUAAAGGCAUAUCUUUUCAAUGAUUACUGGGAAGAUAUUGGAACUAUUAAAUCUUUCUUUGAGGCAAACCUUGCUCUUGCUGAACAGCCUCCCAGGUUCAGCUUUUAUGAUGCUGACAAACCAAUGUACACAUCACGGAGAAACCUGCCACCAUCUAUGGUCAACAAUAGUAAGAUCACUGAUUCAAUCAUUUCCCACGGAUGUUUCUUGGAUAACUGCAGGAUAGAACACAGUGUUGUUGGGGUCCGUUCUAGGAUAGGCUCCUAUGUGCACCUCAAGGAUACAGUAAUGCUUGGUGCUGAUUAUUACGAGACUGAUGUGGAAAGAGGACAACUGCUCGCUGAAGGAAAGGUUCCCAUUGGGAUCGGGGAGAACACAACGAUUCAAAAGUGUAUCAUAGACAAGAAUGCGAGGAUCGGGAAGAAUGUGACGAUCUCCAACUCUGAGGGUGUAGAGGAAGCUGAUAGAACCUCCGAAGGCUUCUACAUCCGAUCCGGCAUCACUAUCGUACUGAAGAACUCAAUAAUUGCGGAUGGAUUGGUCAUAUGAGCUGAAAAAAGCUCAGAAGACUGGCAUUUGCGGCAGAAAUAAUCGUAGGAGAUCUCUGUAGCUUUACAAUAAGAUGUGUAGGAUUCAAGAGCUUCUGCUUGUCUAUACAGGAUCAUUUUUGUCUGCAAACCUGCCGUGUUUCACAUGAUGUGUUUGACUUAAACAACGUUGUAGAUCAUGAACAUUAUCUGUCUUUGGGCGUUUCAUUUUUACAAGUUACAAGCAUUACUGAUCA
This is a messenger RNA of Phragmites australis (common reed), 2131 nucleotides long. RefSeq names its product glucose-1-phosphate adenylyltransferase large subunit 1, chloroplastic/amyloplastic-like. Bases 373 to 1896 code for a protein of 507 amino acids. Gene Ontology annotation, biological process: glycogen biosynthetic process. Gene Ontology annotation, molecular function: glucose-1-phosphate adenylyltransferase activity. The transcript has 15 exons. The record is from RefSeq and is a predicted model, not a curated record. NCBI's taxonomy places the organism in Eukaryota, Viridiplantae, Streptophyta, Magnoliopsida, Poales, Poaceae.